Penaeus indicus is the source of this 8852-nucleotide messenger RNA. RefSeq lists its product as uncharacterized. The record is from RefSeq and is a predicted model, not a curated record. Gene Ontology annotation, cellular component: secretory vesicle. Lineage: Eukaryota; Metazoa; Arthropoda; Malacostraca; Decapoda; Penaeidae. Bases 352 to 7755 code for a protein of 2467 amino acids. The transcript is spliced from 23 exons.
CCCCGCUGCACCCUCUCCUCGCUGGCCAUUUUCGUUUGCUUGCUGCGUGCACGUGUCCAGAUUGCUUGUGGUUCUCCCGUGCUCUUGAUAUUAGUUGAGGAUCGAGGAGUGUAAGGGUCCUAAAAGACCAUGACAGUAAACGAGGAGGUGGAACGAGUGAAUUCCAAGCGAUGAAACCGGAUUGCUAGUUUACGAUGAGGGGCUCCGUCGCGUGGUACAAGAUGUGGUGAUAUGACUGUUUGUAAUGAAACGUAAUGAGUCCUUCGACGGUCCUGGGGCCAGACUCGCCAGUACCAGCAACACCAGCUACGUCGGUUGUGAUCCCCAUUGAGAAGAUAUUGAAUCUCCGGGAUGCCUGGUGUGGUCCCCGCCCUCAUCCGACCUCUGGCAGACCUGACCCUGCACCGCUCCCCGCCCCCGCGCACGCCCGCACGCCCUGCCCCGUCGUCCGCGCCCUUCCCCUGGAGCACCAUGCGACUCAAGCAGACCCUGCACCGCACGGCGAGCCUCCCCGAAGCCCGGCGCAUGCCCUUGCGGGGGGAUCCGCGGAGGCGCACAAUAGGGACCUGCAGGCAGUCCUCCGUCAGGUCGCGCAUGUCGGCCUCCAUGCGGCGGUCGCUCCGGCAGCGGGGCGGCCCCCUCUACUACAGUGCCCGCGCGCGCAUGAGGGACGUGAGGAACUGGGCGGACGUCGUGAGCCGGAGGAUGGCCGGAAGGAGCUCGACGCCGCUCGCGACGCCCGUCCGCCCGCGACUGCAGCCGACGGUGGUCGUGGCGCACGGGCGGCCAUCGCCGAGGCCUGCCAGGAAUAGCCCCCGGGUACGAGCGGCUCGCAGGGUGGCGUUCGCGGCCCACACGUUACGAUGGGAGGCCGCCAGUGGGCUAGCGGCCUUGUUGGAGUGCGGAGCUUCCGCGGGAAGUAGUGCGGCAGCGGCGGUGGUGCGGGCGUGUGCGGCAGUUUUGGCCAUGGCAGACGCCAGGCUCCAGCAGCUGCGGCGCUCGAUCAGCUCCUGGAGCCUUUCGACCGUUAAGAAACCCAAGAUCAACAUCCCAAAAUUAAAAACGCCAAAACUGAAAAUCUUCAGCGGCCGCAAAAGGAACAGGGUUGAGGGCAAGGAUGAUGCAGCGGCAGUAGAGGCCGUGAAGGCAGCCCUCCUCAGCGCAGAGGGGGAUGACGACGCGAAACAGGGAAAGGCAGCAGCCGGCGAGGCAGAAGGAAGGGUGAUCCACGAGCCCUUGGGGAAGGAGGGGGAGGACCAACCGACGAUCGUCCUCACGGUACACGAUCACCCGAGGGCCCCCGACCCCCCGCAGCCUCCUCCGAGCCCGGGCUUACUUGAUCCAAACGAUGACAUAGAAUACAUCGACUCCGACGAAGGGGAGGCAGAGAACCAGACGUCUCGGAGGAAAGGCGCGGACGUGGAUUACAGCGAUCAGUGGUACGACGCCCGAGGUACUCUCACGCGCUCCCGAGAGAACCUCAACCGAAUUAACGACGACUACGAAGAGUGUGUCGCGAGCACCUACUACGACGCGGCCGACGGGGCUGAUCCGCCUCUCGAACAGGGGAAGAAAGCGGUCGCGCCCGAAGCCAGGGGCAGCAAUGGGUCCCAGAAGGCGAGGGAGUGGGUUCAGAGCUUCAAUGAGGAUACGGAGCGGAGGGUUCGGCGGUGGAUGGAAAUGCAGAAGGAGAAGGACCCCUCGUCGAUGCCCAAGAGCAAAUCGGAGAUACGCCUUGAUAAACUAGAUGAACCCUCAGGAAAAUGGGCUGGGAGGAAUGAGAUUCAGCUGAACGCCACAGAGGAUGACUACAUUCUUGGGGAAGUUAGUGUUCGUGAUGGCAGAGCUGACAACAAAAAGCAAGACAGCAAGACAGAAAAGAAUGAGGUGGCUCGUCGGGAAAGUCUGAAGAAGAUAUUCCAGGUUCGAGGAAAGUUGUCCAUCAAGCCUAUCGUCGACUCGCAAAGACCCACAUACACAGAUACGGAUAUAUAUAUAGCUUCAACACCGUAUGCUUUGGCCAACCCGCCGAGACCUCAGGACCGCAAACUCCUACCUGGCGAUUCUCUGGACGUAUCUGACGACGGCAUCCACUGCGCGUCCAUCGACCUUGAUCCUGCAGUGGAACUAGGUGGGGAUUCCUCCAAGACCUCGACGCAUGCGCACACGGAGGGCCAAAAACCGAAGACAACCGCCAGGAGAAAGUUAAACCUCGAAGUUGGUGCCAGAUCGGAUAAUAUUCCAGACAUCAUUAUUGAUUCCCCUGAGGUUGAUGAGAACAGACAGGAUCUGACGAUUCUUAGACCUCCACAAACGAUAAUAGGAGCAGAUGUGUCAAUGCUAAAGUCAGACGAAUCAAGUGUUCCUGAUCAGCUAACAGAAGCAGGCGAGGACUCCACUCUACAAGACGUAACUUGGACAGAAGAUUCCAUUGCUGCUGACACGAACAAAGAGGACUAUUUGGAAUUCCAGAUGGAAACAGCCGACACAAUGUUUGAAGAAGCAGAUGCAGAUCGUAGUAAUACUUUAACAUUAGAACAGGAUUCUCCAUCUAAUUGCAAAAAGCCUGAAAGAAAGAAACGAAAAAUCCCAGGAAGUAGUAUUCACAAAUCCAUCAAGAACUUCGCCGGUUCAUUUUUCAACCAGGACGUAAGUGUCGAAAGUGAAUCCGACAAGAAAAAGAAGAAGGGAAGACUCAGUCCCUUUACUAAAGAUCACUUAGCAAAAACUCCCUCCGCAGCGGUUGACGACAAAAGAGAAUCGUGUAUUAACGCAGACCAGUCUGAUAAAGCAACAAAGCCACAGAAAAGUGUAGCUAAAGAAUCGUUGCCCGAUGUCUUACUCACGUCCGAAACGGCUACUCCGGGAUCCGCAAAAACGCACAAGGUCUCCACAGAGAGCCUCGAAUACAUCUCCCCAAUCGAAUCAGACGAACAAAAGUCCGUUUCUUCACGGUCUUCGCAAGACAUCGGUAACCCAUUCCUCGAUGACGGAGAGCUGAAUUUUAGGAAAGAGGCGUUGCUAGCUAUCAAGGCGCAGGAAAACGACGACGUAUCAACUCAGUAUUAUAGUUUCCUAACUGCCGACGACGGCUAUCAGCCGACUUCAAGGGAGACAGAAACAUCGACGCCAUCCCCGGAAAAUGUCGUGCCGCAAAUACCACACGUACCAGACUCGCACACUUCGUCCCUUACUUCGAGUUCUACCGUCACUGGGAAAGUUACGGCCACGCCUAGCCAUGAUAAUGCCAAGGGAACAACAGAUGCCCAGCAGAUUCACAGACUCUCAAGGUACAAUUCAUUUACCGAACAAUCCUCCAAGACAUCGCAACCCUUGAGCCCAGAAGAGAGAGUACCCAAACCGCAAACUUUGACACUGAACACAAAACAAGAGACAUUACAGCCAGGUACUCAGGAGACUCCUCAGCCUCCGAAACCAAGCCCCAGGACCAAGAAGGGGCGCUACGGCUAUUCAACAGGACCCUCCACGCCGACGACUCCGACGGGGAGCAUCACAACAAAUGUUACCACAGGACCGCAAGUGACCCGUGCCGACGCAGGGGUCACGAAGACACAGGAUUCUCAAAGCACUACAAGCACGCCUGUGGGGACCACUGAGUCCGAUGAAAAAACAUUUAUGGCUACCUUCCCGAGGCGCAAAGCUCCAAGCCGCCAGCCAGGUACAGCGGAGGUCGAGAGGACAUCUUCUGACUCUGGGUACGCCGGCCCCGGAAGCACCUACUACACAGGUACCGAAGAACCGCUUUACUGGGAAAUCAGCGAGACGAAGGGCGCCCCGCCACGCCCGAGUCCCCGUGCCAAGAAGGGUCGACGCGCACCGAGCGAACCGACGCUGAAUGUGGCCAUCUCUCCCAAAAAGCCCGAAGCCCCUGCCCCGUCCCAGCCCAAACAGCCUCCAGAAUGGAUUCAAGUUCGAGCCCCGAUCCCAACGCCUCGAAAAAAGCAGCGCUCCCUCCAGUCCCUGCCCACCGUAGUACCAGACGACGACUCGAUCGAAACGGUUAAAAAAAAACUUCAAUUGAUGUCGAGCGUCCCCCUCCAGGGCUCUCGCCUGCCAGAGCCAGUGGCGCCAAAGAAAGAAGAUCAGUUCUAUAGCGGAAAAGCAGCUUCGAUAUCCUAUGGCUUUAGCACAGGGAACGUCGCCCCGCCAUCUCCUCCAGUAAGGCCAAGGAAAGCUUCCCAAAUGUCUUUACCGGGGGCCAUGGCGGCAGAAGAGGUGCACAGUAGGCAGCAGAAGCGAUCGUCGCUGUUCGUGGAAGGGUCGGCGCCGUGGGCUCGGGGCUCGCGACCGCCCUCCGUGAAAAGGACGCAGCGACGAAGUGAAUCUUUAAAAGGAACAAGAGGAUCGACCCUAAAGCCUUGCGUACAGCGGCUGGGGUCGGCUGUGAUCCGGCUGCACGACUUGCUCCUAGCAGUCGGCCUCGGUCCCGGGAAUUCCAGCCAGGAAAAGAGCGACGAACUCCUAGCAGAUGUCCUUUACUCCGUCCACUCCCUCAUGGGCGGAGCUGGGGGCGGCGUGUGGGCAGUCGGAGGACCCACGGUGGCUGCGGCGGCGUCUGCAGGGGGCCAGACGGUACCCGGGUCCUCCAACCGGAUCAGCGUGUCCCUAGCGCAAGUAACCCAGGUCCUGCAGGAGGCUUUCCACGUCGGGGCCGACACGCUGGAGGAUCUUACACAGCAGAUCAAGACGAGGCCGGUUCCUGAAGUUAUACUUCACUUGAGUGUUAGGGAGGCCAAGGACUUGCGGCCGAAGACAGUGAAAGGCAAAGCUAACCCAUACGCGACUGUAGUGAUACCCAGCAGUGGCGGUUCUCAGCGGACCAGACUCGAGAAAAAUACACUCAGUCCCAAGUGGAACCAAGAUUUCACUUUGAAAGUGAAUAACAUUCAAAAUGAUGUCGUCCGUCUGCAGAUAUGGCACGAGCACGAAGCGGUGGCAGUGCAGCAGCUAACAAAAAUUAAAGACAUGAAGAGUUUGUCAAGACUCGUUCGAGAAACGACAGCUCAGGCCCAACACCAGGCCAAUCACCUCCUCGGACAAGUCAUUAUAUACCUGAAGGAGGUGAGCGAGGGCACCAUGGACGGGUGGUUCGCCCUGGAGAAGGAAGGCGGGGACCUGCAGAAGGAGCGAGGGAGCGUCCGUGUCCAGGCCUUCGUGUCUACCUCAACGAAGCUUGCUGACAAUGGCCGACGCCCUUACGAUGCUCUCCUGACGCGGCUCAUCCAUCAGCAGCUGACGACGGCCGCGAACAAUAACCACCAGGACGAGUGGGUGACACCGUGGAAUGGCCAUGUCAGCAGCGGGGCAGCAGCGGCUCUGGCUCAGCAUGCCAUAAUGCUUGGGCUCACCGAACCUAGCAUGCAGCUGUCGUGGUGGAGCGUCGGCAGCCGGGUCGCCACCGUGGAUGCUGCUUGGAUUCUCUCACAGCUGCACCGAGUACAGACAGCUCUCGGGAAGGGAUUGUACGAGGGCGAGGACCUACAUGAGCUGCAGGCUUCUCUCUCUUAUUUCGUAAGGGCUCACGUCGAACGCCUCAAGGAUCUCCAUGAAGCCUUCCCUCCUUCUUCAGGUGUCAUUGCGCAGCACCAACUCAGCUACACGUUAAAAGCCUUGCAGAGUAUACAGAGCCAUUCCCAGACGCGUGCUCUCUUGGAUCAAGAGGACCUUCCCCAUCUACAAGAAGCAGUCAUGGCCAGUCUCAACUUACAUGCGAAAAAUUGGUGGACUCUCUUGGUUGAAGAACAGCUGAUUGGUGUGAAAACCGCAGACGAGCAGAUACUAAGAGUCAUCAAAAUCCUUGAAGAAUCUCACACUUUCCUCACACAUGCUGCUAAUUUCUACAGUGGGAUUCUUAAGAAGGAAAUGGACAUCUCGUACAUGCAAACAGUCUACCUAAUGAUUAGCAAGAAGAUCAACCCCUGCGUGAGGCCGCUGGUUAUGAACAUCUACAACCGCAUGCCAGCGUUGAGUGAUAGCGAGGAGCCCUUGGAUACGACGGUACAAUACGCCCUCGAUGUCGGCACGUCCCUGUGGCAGCUGUACCGAAAUCUGGGACGCAUUCAUUUGCUCGGCGAAGCGCUUCCCCCGGAGGUUCGAGCGGAGUCCGGAGUCCGCGAAUACCACCGCUGGUUCUCUCGAGGCGUCAUGAGGUGGCUGGAACUGGCGAUUCGUCGUGCUCAGGACAUGAUCAAGAAGGCAGUGGAUCUUGACACGUUCCAGCCAGUCGACAAUCUGUGUAACUUCAGCUCCUCUGCCACGGAUACGAUAGGGAUUUUCCAUGAUGUGAAAAUCUGGUGGCUGAAGCUGGCGUGGCCCGACCCCGAGAACAGCGCCGUCCUCUUGGCCAAAAUCCUCGAGGACGUCUGCUGCUGCGCGACGAACUACUCCGACCUCCUCCGGGAUAAGGUCGACUCCAUGUUCUGGCAGACGGAAAACUCGGACCAGCUGUUCAUAACGGAGCGGAUCUGCGUGGGCCUCAACAACAUCGAGCGCGUGAGGAGGGAACUCACAGGACUCCCAAGUCACUUUGGGUUCGAGGCCCUGCUUGAGGACGUGAGAUCUGCCGGCAGUGGCAGUGCAGCGGCUUCGCAACUGAAGGAGACGGUGGAGAGGCUGAUUUCGAGCGCAACCGAGAACAUGGAGGGGAAAGUGAAUGAAUUCAUUGAGGCCGUCAUGGAAAAGAUGAAACCGACGUUAGAAAAAGCAGUGUACGAGGCGUGUGAAUUGCAAGACGAGGCUCCCCUCCUCGACCAGGUGCUUUACCCAAAUUUCAAGCUUCUGCACAACAACCUCCACAGUUUGAACUUCCAGAGGUUCUUGUGGCACGUGUGGGAGGUGAUGGUGGAACUCUUCAGGGCCACGGUUGCCAAAAAUACAGAGAGGAGAAGAGCGAAUUACUUUGGAGGCGUCCGGAAUAUUCUGGAAUCUACACUGAAAUUCUUCUCACCUGAUGAAGGGAUUGGCAUCGACACAGAAAGUGCCCAGACACCAGAAUACACCUCUCUCUUGGAGUUACUGGAUAGUUUAAGGAUGUCUACCGAGGCGCUGAUAUCGAAAUAUUAUCAAGAGCGUCACGAACAACAGGUGAAAUCAAGUCUUCCGACAAAAGCACAACUCGUCACAAAGAUGCUGUUUACUCGUCCAGGCAAGUUGAUAGUGGAAGUGAUCAUGGCGCACGAUAUAGUGAUCGAGAGUGACACGGGCAUAAUCAGCUCUCGCAUGGGUCCUCACGCCCACCAGGCCAUCGAUUCUUACGUGAAGGUCCAGCUCGUUCCUCAGGACUGGUUCCCGACGGCUGCCAUUCGCAAAACCAAGACACAGAGGAAGGAUCCUGCUGUUUAUGAUGAAACGUUUGAGUUUGACGUAAAUAGAGAGGACGAUGGAGUACGCGCCGGCCUCCUCCUGUUUACCCUGAAGGACUACAACCUCGGCCGCUCCAACACGUUCAUAGGAGAGGCUCUGGUACCCUUGGCCGACCUCCCGUGUGUUGACUCGUCGGAAGUCCACACAGUACCCAACACCUACCUCAAGAUGACUACUCCUGGACUCGAUAAUGAAUACAAAUCGCUAACAGCCCUUCACUAUAGAACCUGGGACAAGAACGCUACCUCCUUCUUGAAGAAAGUCUCAAAACGCCUUGCUGACUCCAAGACCAAGGGAUCAGCCACUCUUAGGCCCGAGGAAGAAAAGGGAAGACCAAGAAGUCCGAAUCUCAUCGAUAGACUGAAAAUUUAAAAGUGACUCGAUAAAAAUGCUGUACAGUAACAUGCGUACGAUACAGUAAUGACAGUGUUUGUUUUACGUGGACUAAUUGUGUUGGAAUGAUCCCACCUGCAUGUAUUGCUAUCCUGUUGUCAGUGAACGGACCUUACCCAAGAGUGAAAACAUUUUAUUGUAAAUACAUCGACACCAGUGUAAAUACAACUUUAUACCUAAUGUAAAUUUAUCUUGAAUGGCUGUGAACUUGGGGUGCCACACUGGAUGUAAAUCAUUCACAUGUCUGAUACAGACCUAACUGAUAUGGAAGUUCCUCUUUUAUAUUUCAAGCUUCUGUUGCCACUCAGUACCCAUUUUAUAAGACUUGGUUUAUUUUGAAUUCAUUUCGUGUGCCUAAGUAACAGAAGAAUUUAUCGUGGAAAUGUAGUGAAAGACUGAGUGAUGUUUUAAAUAACUAGACGUGCAAUCUCUAUGUAUAAGUGUAUUAUAUUAUUCCUAGCGAAUAUCACACGUAUAUCAUAGGUAUUUGAAGUGUACCCUAAGUAUGUAGUUAUGUAUUUGUUUGAACUAAACAUAUAGUAGCAAUACUAUGGACAUAUUUUGCCUGUAAUCAAAAGAGUGGAUGAGAGAAACCAUGGCAACAAAAUUGUAUUUAGCAUUAUAAGAGAGAGAGAGAGAGAGAGAGAGUGUGUGUGUGUGUGUGUGAGAGAGAGAGAGAGAGAGAGACUGACUUUGUACAGAUGUGUGUUCCUUUUUUUUUUGGUUUUCAAUUUUCUUUCAUACAACUACUAAAUCAUCAUAUAACAAUUGCCCAACUUCAAGACUAUUAAAAGAGACUAGUUCUGCUAAUUUCUUGAGGUUGAGGAAGCUGACUGUAUAUCAUAUGUAUUCAUCAUUGGACGGCGUAAGAUAAACCCACCUUUGCCUAGGUCUUUCAUUAGAAUUCUUUAGAACUAAUAUAUACUCUUAUCAUUCACAAUACUCAUUACUCUCACAGUGUUUCACUAGUCAGUAUGUUCAUGAGCCUUCUCCCAGUCACAAUAUUUCUUCAUAUUGUAAAAAAAUGAUAUUCUGAAUCAUUUUGUAUAUGAAAUGUAAUAAACAUUUCUAUUAUA